Messenger RNA from Morone saxatilis (striped sea-bass), 429 nucleotides. RefSeq names its product cell death inducing DFFA like effector a (gene cidea). Gene Ontology annotation, biological process: regulation of apoptotic process; apoptotic process. The record is from RefSeq and is a predicted model, not a curated record. NCBI's taxonomy places the organism in Eukaryota, Metazoa, Chordata, Actinopteri, Moronidae.
CACCUUCAAUCACACCCGCUGCAACUAAACGGGACUAUUAUUGAUCCUGAUUGAUUGAUUGGCAUCGCAAUGGCGCCGCUGUCCAUCCAGUCGGGAGUGAAUUACGCCAAAACUCUGCUUCCGGACACUCUGCUGAGGUCUGUGUCUACAGUCCAGACCACCAUCUCUCGCCACAUCCUGCCCUCAGCUCAGCCGCGCUAUUUCAAGGUCUGCACCAGCAGCCGGAGGCGGCGGCGAGGUUUGGAGGCGUGCUCCCUGGACGAGCUGCUGGAGCAGGCGGUCAGGGUGUUCAUGCUGUCCUGCCAGUUCCUGACCGUGGUCCUGGAGGAGGACGGGACUGUGGUGGACUCUGAGGAAUUCUUCCAGUCGCUGCCCAGCAACACACCGCUGAUGGUGCUGGAGGAAGGAGAGAUAUGGACCCAGAACAAG